AUGGAUGGCGCUGCUAAACUUUGACCGCACCGCAGAGCACACAGCCAGUGAAAGACGUCGUCGUCGCCAUCAUUCGAUUCAUUCGAUUUUGAAAUCGCAGCUGUAGCUUGCGAAAAUAGAGGAAAAAACUAAUUUUCGCGUUAGAUACGAGUUCGGAACGUACUUCGGAUUGCGUGGUUCGUAGGUUUAUUCUUAAGAACGGAAGAUUCUAGUGCGUGUUCGUGGUGAAUUUCGAGUUUUUCGCCCUUGGGAAGUGAAAUCUCGAGGAGUGCGUAAGAAAGACCGCAGGAGACAAAGAUGGCUGCUCUGCCGCGAAGAAUAAUCAAGGAAACCCAACGUUUAAUGCAGGAACCCGUUCCGGGAAUUAGCGCCGUUCCAGACGAGCAGAAUGCCCGCUAUUUCCACGUGAUCGUGUUUGGCCCGGAGGAUUCGCCGUUCGAAGGGGGACUAUUCAAGCUGGAACUGUUCCUGCCAGAAGAUUAUCCGAUGUCAGCGCCGAAAGUUCGCUUCAUUACAAAAAUUUACCAUCCAAACAUCGAUCGGUUGGGUCGAAUCUGUUUAGACAUUCUAAAGGACAAGUGGAGUCCGGCGCUACAAAUCCGCACGGUACUGCUCUCGAUCCAAGCCUUGCUAAGUGCCCCAAAUCCGGACGAUCCUCUGGCCAACGAUGUGGCCGAACUUUGGAAGGUAAACGAGGCGGAGGCAAUCCGGAACGCCAAGGAAUGGACCCAGAGAUAUGCGAUUGUGGACAAUUAAGGAAAAACAUAAACCUAUCGUUAGACACGGACGGAACGAGCGCGACGUUUUAUUAAACUAAUUUUAUCAAAAGCAGAACCACAUCCACACACAAAAUAAUACACACCAGAUGAUAAAAACGAGCGGCGAUUCAGCAAAAUCCAGAACCCGAAAAAUAAAAACCCAACCCGGAAGUUCACCCCUAUCAAAAGAAAUUAGAAACACAACGCAAUAGCAGCAGCAGUGGCCGAUCGCAUCGAAAACUAUACUGCUUCGCUAAUGAGUCAAUAAUUGCAAGAAGGAAAAAAACAGCUAAAAAUCGAGACAACAAAGAAAAAUUACGACCGUGGCAGGCAGCGAGAACCCAUAUAGAGAGAGCAAAGAAAGGUAGAGGAAACGCAGUUUUGCAGCAAUAGUAGCAAACAGAAGCAGCGGUUCGCUUAUGAUUGAUUUUCUACUCAUCCGCUUCUUUUACAUUCGAGAACGUUCAGUAAUUCCACCCGGCCGCAACAGAAAUUGAAGAUAAAUUCCGCAUAUCCUCCCCACCGGCUUCGUGUUAAUAUAGGGGCCGAUUCAAUCUGCGCUCAUAUAAUAGUUCGAGUUGAAUUUCAUGUUCCAACGCCCGCUGCAUUAAUCUAUAAUCGUAAUAUUAAAUUAUUUCAUUAAAAAAGCAUAAAAAGCCGAAAAAAAUAGUAAAAUAAAAAAAAUCCUGCAGUAAACUACACAAAAUUUCACCCGCUCGUUUGAUUAUUAUUGUCGAAACUGAAUCUGAAUGUCCUUUCGAACUAAAAUAGAUAAAGAACAAUUUAGAAUAAACAAAGUACGGUAGAUCUUUAUACAUUCUCUGGGUACUACAUUUGUGUGUGUCUACAAGACAUUUUCUUUCUAGGCGACUAUUUCUAUUUAUGUUUCUCCUUAUAGUUAACCGCAAUGUUAGAAACACGCGUUGAGAGAAAAAUGAAAAAAGGAAUCGCGAAACGUCACAGAAGUAGAAGGAAACAAAACUACACUAAAGCUA
This is a messenger RNA of Aedes aegypti (yellow fever mosquito), 1753 nucleotides long. RefSeq names its product ubiquitin-conjugating enzyme E2 N. The record is from RefSeq and is a predicted model, not a curated record. The transcript has 2 exons. Bases 298 to 756 code for a protein of 152 amino acids. Lineage: Eukaryota; Metazoa; Arthropoda; Insecta; Diptera; Culicidae.